Molecule: messenger RNA, 1810 nt
Organism: Carica papaya (papaya)
Lineage: Eukaryota; Viridiplantae; Streptophyta; Magnoliopsida; Brassicales; Caricaceae
Source: RefSeq, a predicted model, not a curated record
AGAGGAUGAUUGACAUUGGUAGACUGCAGGAUGGCUUAUAUGUUUUGAAAAGAAGUCAGAACCUAAUUGAGAAUCAAGCCACCAUUGAGAACAAGAAAAUCAAUUUGGAAAUACUACAAUGGCACCGGCGCUAGCAAAUGUGCAGUGUCCACGUGAUACUCAUUUUUGGGUCUAUGAUGAUGGUCGUUAUGAGGAAGAAGGCCAGAACAAUAUCAGGGGAAACAUAUGGGAGAAGGCUUCAACACGUUUUGUUUGUACGUUGUUCUCAUUGCCUGUCCCUCAUUGUGAACCACAUGGCACAAGAGAUGAGGCUAGCAAUUAUACAACUGUCCCAAGUUAUCUAGAGCAAAAGAAGAUUCAGAAACUUCUCUUGCUGGGCCUUCAUGGCUCUGGAACCAGUACUAUCUUUAAGCAGGCCAAAUUUUUGUAUGGGAACAAAUUUACUGCAGAAGAACUCCAGGAUAUCAAGCUGAUGAUACAGAGCAAUAUGUAUAGAUAUCUUAGCAUAUUGCUAGAUGGAAGGGAGCGGUUUGAGGAGGAGGCCCUCUCAAGACUGAAAGCAGUGGGCUCCCUUGAUGGCGUCUCUGAAGAAGGCGCUGAAUAUGACAAUAAUGAAGCAAGUCAGUGUAUCUACUCCCUUAACCCGAGGUUGAAGCAUUUCUCUGAUUGGCUGCUCGACAUUAUAGCUACAGGAGAUUUAGAUGCAUUUUUCCCUGCUGCAACUCGUGAGUAUGCUCCGUUAGUUGAAGAGGUCUGGAAAGAUUCUGCUGUACAGGAAACAUAUAAAAGAAAAGAUGAGCUUCACUUUCUUCCUGAUAUUGCAGAAUAUUUCUUAAGUCGGGCGGUUGAAGUGUCGAGUAACGAAUAUGAACCUUCAGAGAGAGACAUUCUUUACGCGGAAGGGGUCACGCAAGGAAAUGGUUUGGCUUUUAUGGAAUUUUCACUCGAUGACCGUAGCCCAAUGUCGGAGACUUAUACAGACAACAUGGAAGCUCCAUUACAGCCUAUGACCAGAUACCAGCUUAUUAGGGUAAACGCAAAGGGAAUGAACGAAGGGUGCAAGUGGGUGGCAAUGUUUGAAGAUGUCAGGGUAGUGGUCUUCUGUGUCGCCCUUAGAGAUUAUGAUCAGAUGUGGCUUGCACCAGAGAAUGGUGUUGGUGGAGCCCUGCUCCAGAACAAGAUGAUACAAAGCAAAGAUCUUUUUGAAACAAUGAUCAGGCACCCUUGCUUCAAGGAUACCCCCUUUGUCUUGAUACUAAACAAGUAUGAUAUCUUUGAGGAGAAGGUCAAUCGAGUGCCCUUAAGUACUUGUGAGUGGUUCAAUGAUUUCAGUCCAGUGAGGGCUCACCACAACAACCAGUCAUUAGCUCACCAAGCUUACUACUAUGUCGCGAUGAAGUUCAAAGACCUAUACGCUUCCCUAACCGGCCGGAAGCUUUUUGUGUGGCAAGCAAGGGCAAGGGAUCGAGUGACAAUUGAUGAAGCAUUUAAAUACAUAAGGGAAGUUCUGAAGUGGGAUGAUGAGAAAGAAGACCACUACUGUGGAGUAGAGGAUUCAUGUUACAGUACAGAUAUGAGCUCGUCGCCUUUUGUGAGGCAAGACUGAUAAGCUCCGGUCACUUGUGAGAUAUUAUUGGUACUAUCUUUUCAUAGACAAGAAAAUUGUAAGAAGAGAGAGAGAGAGAGAGAGAGAGAGAGAGAGAGAGAAGCCAUGUUCUUGCCCCUUUAUUGAUUCCAAUAAGAUGAUUGUGAUGUCCUAUCUAUGGCUCCUUUUGCUUUUCAAUAUAUUCUUCUGUGAAUUUUCGAAGCA